Molecule: messenger RNA, 2910 nt
Organism: Talaromyces amestolkiae
Lineage: Eukaryota; Fungi; Ascomycota; Eurotiomycetes; Eurotiales; Trichocomaceae
Exons: 10
Coding region: 1-2910 (969 amino acids)
Biological process (GO): DNA repair
Molecular function (GO): metal ion binding; DNA binding; O-methyltransferase activity
Source: RefSeq, a predicted model, not a curated record
AUGGCGAGCCUCUCGAAUUUGUCAGAUACCAUUGCAUCGACUCUAGCAAACCUACCGCCACAAGACCAGAUCCAAGAUGGUGAGCGAAUGCGGCUAUUGAAACUCGUUGAACAACUCCAGACGGCUCUGGAGCCGCCUUUCCUGCAUCUACAGCGGUUUUGUUUCUCGCACUAUGAGAUCGUAAUCAUUCGUAUCGCCCAGGGUAUGGGCGUGUUCGAUGCGUUCGUUCAGACUCAGGGAGCAGACUUGAGUCUCAAGGAGCUUUCCUCGAAAGUCAAAGGCGACGAGAAGCUGCUAAAGCGUGUCAUGAGGUUUCUAUGCUCGUAUAAAGUGUUCACACAGGCAGUCAACGAUGUAUACAAGCCUGCGCCGUUGGCAAUGAUGCUCGGAGGAUUGCCUGGAGACAUGGUCAAACACUGUCAUAGCAUCAUGCAAAUAUCCGCAAAGCUUUUCGAGUACUUUGAGAAUUGUGGAUACAAGAACCCCGAGGAUGCUUUUGAUGGGCCUUUCCAAUUCGCCUUCAACACCAAGCAGCAUUACUUCGAUUGGUUGCAAACGCAGCCCAAUGCUCAGAGUGAAUUUAAUUCAGUCAUGACGUUUAGCCAACAACUCCGCGGAAAGGACUGGUUUGAAAUCUACCCAGUCGCGGAAAAGCUGAAUAGUUCUUCGGGCCGCGCGUUAUUAGUCGAUAUUGGAGGUGGCGUCGGGCACGAUGUCAUUGCUUUCAAGAAACGGUUUCCAGACGUGAUUGGCGAGCUGGUCGUACAAGAUCUGCCGCAAGUUAUCCAGUCAAUCAACGGAGCUCUGCCGGAUGGAAUCAUCGCGAUAGGCCAUAACAUGUUUGAACCACAGCCCAUCCGUGGCGCCAGAGCGUAUUACUUGAGAACUGUCCUGCACGACUGGCCAGAUAAACAAGCCCUGGAUGUUCUCGCCCGCAUUCGUGAAGCCAUGGUGGAGGACUCUGUCUUGCUGAUCAACGAACACACGACUCCUGAAUCACUUGAAGUACCAAUAGUUUCAGCGUCACUGGACUUUCAGAUGAUGGGGAUAUUCUCGUCACUUGAGCGGACGGAGGAGCAGUGGAUUUCCCUUCUAAGACGAGCUCAGUUCAAGGUGGUCAAGGCCUGGAAGAUUGACACUAUCAUGGCCCGGAGGGUGCUGGGCGGAGGCCGCGUUCUCGGAAGCGGGAAGAACCUCUCGCCAGCUACAGCUUCCUCAACUUCAUCUCCGCAGCCCAAAGGACGCCUUUCGCCAUCCCCAAGUAGUGUGUCCUUAAAUUCGCAAGCGUCUGUAUCUCAAUACUCUCCCGACCCUCAAGACCUUACAUCCCGGAUCUCUCUUGACAAUGGCGAGACGUCCAUAUCAGCGGCGCCCGCCGCAACAGGAGCGCAAUUGGCAUGUCCAAUUUGCAAUGAAGAGAUGGUAACACUGCUUCAGCUGAAUCGACAUAUCGACGACGCACAUCAGAACUUGGAAGAGGUCAAACAGGACGAAGUGAAGGACUGGUUCAAAGCACAAAUGGAUAAAGCGAAGAAAUUCCAACCUCUAGCGGUACUCAAUCAGAAGCUCAAAGGCCUAGACGUUUUCGAAUCGAACGAUAAUCCACAACCCCCUUCUAUAGCGAUCGCUCGGCAGGCCACCGGUCCGGUCGAAGUCAAACCGCCAGACCCGGAUGAAGUCGUCACACGAUUGAUACGAGACCAUACGGAGGAUUUCACCAAAUUUAGGAAACCCACGAUUGACAAAGCUUUCCUGGAAGUAUCCAGACUCGAGAAGAGGUUGACCAGGUUGACGCAGGCUCUCGCAAAUCUGCCGGCGGAUCAGAUUCAGUCCGGCGCAAGUAAGCGAUGGCCUCUUGGACGACAAAGCGACCAGCGUCGCGAAAUUGAGCAAUCAAUUGUGAGCUGGCAGGACGAUACUAGCGUCCCGCAGUGCCCCUUUUGCCAGCAAGAAUUUACGAGCUAUACAUUCCGCAGACACCACUGCAGGACUUGUGGGCGAGUUGUGUGCGCAGACCCAUCGACCGCCUGCUCGGUUGAAGUUGGUCUAGCAGUAGCAUCCAAACGACAGACUCCCAGUGAGAAAUCUAUACCCUCCAAGAUCAAUGUUGAUGUCAGACUGUGCAAAGAGUGUAGAGCCACUCUUUUCAGUCGCCGCGACUUUGAUGAGCAGAGGUUGCAGAAGCCACCUGUAGCUCGCUCGUACGAUAAUCUCGUACAGUUUGAAAGAGGCAUCAGGCUGUUGCAGCCACGCUUUCAGAAGCUGCUAACUGCCCUACAGGAUCCGCAUAAUCCGCCAACACCGGCACAGCUUACAGAGGCUUCGAAAGUCCGCAAACGACUCAUAGAUUCCUUUGCACAGUAUGACACAGCUGCCCGACGAAUCCGUGAUCUACCAACAAAUUCGCCUACUCAACAAAAAUUACAGAAAGCAAUAUAUCAACAAGCCAGUAACUUCCUGCACUUACACAUGCUGCCUCUCAAGAGUCUGCCGAAGAUCUUGAAACAUGCGACACCAGGUGGUCGUCCAUUACCCAAUAGCCACAGUCGAAGUUCCCUUCAUGCCGAUCCAUCAUCAACCGCCAAGCCAUUCAGCUCAGCUCUGGCUUCAAUCAAAUACGGUAACAACACUCCCAACGGCAGCAGUCAAAGCAUCACUAGCGACAACAGCAGCGCCAUUUCCGCGCUCGAAGAUGAAGAAAAAGCCCUGAGAGAUCGAUUGAUCGUUCUCGAAGAACAGAAAUUUUUCGUCUCAGAGAUGAUUGCCGAUGCUAACAAGCGCCGCAAAUUCGAUGAGGUGAGCGCUUUGGCUUUGAAUGUUGAGGAUCUCAGUAAGGAGAUUGAUCGGAUCAAUGGGAUUUUGAAUAAUAUGGACUUUGAGAGUUUGUAUACGGGGAAUGCGCAGAGUUGA